This is a messenger RNA of Bacillus rossius redtenbacheri, 1735 nucleotides long. Its product is annotated as protein CDV3 homolog. The record is from RefSeq and is a predicted model, not a curated record. Gene Ontology annotation, cellular component: cytoplasm. NCBI's taxonomy places the organism in Eukaryota, Metazoa, Arthropoda, Insecta, Phasmatodea, Bacillidae. The transcript has 5 exons. Bases 143 to 949 code for a protein of 268 amino acids.
UCACUGGCUUGAUCUAUGACUUCCUUUCCGGCUGCCUAGAAGUAACACACAUGUGGAGUUUUAUGCUAGAAAUAUCGUUUUAUUUCAGUUUAAGCUUAAUUUCGUGAUCUAAUAACGUACCUUGAAUAUUCUUAACGACAUUAUGGCCGAUUUAGACGAUUUCUUUGCGAAGAAAGACCGAAAGAAAGCUAAUCGUAAAAAGUUCACUACGACCGACGAGAUCGCCAAGAAGCUAGAAGAAACGGGGAAAAAGGCAGAAAAAUCGAAUAAAAAAGAUAAAUCAACGCUUUCUACCCCUGUUGUAGGGACAGGCGAAGAUGACCAGGGGAAUCGAAUUCAGGAAGACGACGAGUGGAAGGAAUUCGAGGAAGAGAAGAAAGAUUAUACGGGUCUGAAGAUCGGAAAUCUGCAGAUAAGUGAGCUCCCAGAUCAGAAUGGUGAAGACGAUGAAGAAGAACACGUCAUGGAGGAAAACGAGGCAGGGGAGAUGGUCAGACGGAAAGUACAGUCGGGGCCAUGGAAGCUGAACCAACAGCAGCAGCAGCAACAGCAACAACAGCAACAGCAACAGCAGCCUCUCCAGGAAGUACCAGAGCUCCAAGUUGUCCAAGAGCCGCAGCAAGCGCAGAGCCAGGGUCCGUCGAGGUACAUGCCUCCGCACUUGCGGUCCUCGGCAAGGGAGCAGACUCGCACUAGUGGGGGCCUGCGCUCCAAGAAGACUGCCCCCGACAUCAGCGACGAGAAGUUCUUCCCGAGCCUGUUCGCGUCCAACACCGGCGAGCCGGGGAGAAGGAAACGAGACGAGGGCAGCUUCGAGGAAGUGCGCAACAGCAAGGCCUACUCGGGCCGCUACUCGGACGCCGCGAACAAGGUGUCUGGCGCGGGCGGCCCCAAGCUGAGCCUCGGCAACAAGUACGGUGCGCUGAGCCAGGACCACGACCAGAGCUGAAUCCUGCCGGGUCAGAGACUCGAGGGGUGCGACACGUCCUCCCGCCCCGGGACUCCCGUCUUCAGCUGUCUUCAGCUGUCGCUCCCGAAUCCAGCCGGACGUGCUACAAAUUUUUUUUUUUUGUUUUGGAUUUAUGUUCUAAGCUCUUGUAUGCAUAAUCCUUGAAUCAAUUAGUACUUCAAAAUUUAAAAAAAGUUAUAGUUCCGCUCUUGUUUCAAUAAACUCCGUGUGAUUUCUGUAUCAGGCCCUGCCACAGCUAUUCGAGCAAACUGGAAUUUUUAUAUUUAUGUUGGGUGCAACUUUUUACCGUUUUUUUUUUUUUUUUUUUUUUUUUCGAUUUUGUCAGGCAUAUUUCAUGUAAAUUUUUUUUUUGCAAAAAAAAAUUGUUUUUGAUUCUAUAAAAUUUUAGAAGUGUUAUUGGAAUUUAUUAUUUGUGUGCAUUUGUUGUAGUGUAGUGGUUUUAGGUAAACAAAAUAUAUGUGUGUUUUGUUUAAACUAAUUUUUUAAACGUGUAAAAAUCAGACUAAAAAAAAGUACUGUUGGUAUUAGCAAUAUAAAAAUUAUCGAAGCAGAAAAAAUUAAUGUCUAAGAAUGUCCCCCAAACUGAAAUGAACAUUGUAUUCAGUUUUGUUCCACAUAAUCUUAAAGGGGCGUAUCGGAAAUGUUCGCAGAAAAUGCUGACGUGAUUGCAUGUCACACUUAUCAUGUAGAUAUGGAAUGCUGUGUCGGUGACAGUUUCUUGUGAAGGCUGCUUGUGCAUGCAUAAAGAAUUUUAUUGUACUGUCA